Messenger RNA from Symbiodinium natans, 2244 nucleotides. NCBI's taxonomy places the organism in Eukaryota, Dinophyceae, Suessiales, Symbiodiniaceae. The record is from the annotation of a GenBank genome assembly.
AUGCUGGCCCUGGCCCGUCCGGGAGGAGAUGGGCUCAGUCGCAUUGAGGUCAGGCGAAUCCAGAAAAAGGAUCCAGCCACAGGGGAAGAGUAUGACAGCAUCUUCUGGAAUGAGACCUAUGACAAGGAAGGCACCAACAUUUGUCAGCAGGAAGGGGGUCGUUUCAGACCUUCCGCAGCGAUUCUUCAGAAAGCGAGGCGGCUUCUCCAAAGCGAUGCGGGUCUUCUGCUAUCCAAGGCCGUUGCAGCAUAUGUUCGAUUGGCUGAGUACUUCGGGCAGGAGCUCUACCACAUGGAGGCCGAGAUCGGAUCCCCUCUGCCGAAGGAAGAGGCGCACGGAGAGAAGCUCGUGAUGAUGUCCACGGAUUGGUCAGACAAGUUGAAUGCCAUGCUGCAACUGGAAGGUAAGGAGCCAUGCCCAAACAGCGCCGAAUGGCUUCUUGUUUGCAUCAAGAGGACGAACUGCCUUUUGGAGAAGGCUGCAGAAGCCGACCCCCAUGGCCUCACUCCUGGCCGAAUGGCUACGUUUUUGGAAGUAGAGAAAGAGGUCACGGAUCACUACGAUGAGUUUGCCAUUCAGGCCAAGCUUGACAUGCCCCACAUGCCUGGCCUUUGCGAGCAGGAGGAGGACAGCAUGGUAAUUCCUACCGCCUCGCUGCUGCAAUCGGAAAGUGUGGCAGCGGCGGCGAACAGUGAACGGCACAGCCGUGCCGUGGCUGCUGUUUUACACACGCAGCGUGCAGCGGCAAGGACAGCACGGGCCCUCUCGGACCAUACGAGAUUGCACCUGCUGGAGGCAUCAUUCUUCACACACACCUGGAAGAAGGCAUGCGAGCUCAUCGGGUGCUGGACCACCUCCUUUGUCGAUAUCAUGGAUGCGUCCGCCGGACAUACCGCAGAGCUCGUGGACGUGAAUGCAUCCUGGCACGCGGUGAAGACCCACCAUGUAGCCUUCAUGCAGUUCAGGACCUCCGUAUGGGAGGCCAUGAAUGCAAGCGCUGCCUUCCAUGAGAACUUCAGCAGCUUCAUCUACGAAGCUGGUCGGACAAAAGGAGCGAGGCGGACGGAUCCCAUUUACAAAGAGACGAGUGACGUGCUGUCCACCGUGCUGGCCCUGGAGAGGGAACAUGAUGUGGGGCAGAGUGGGAGGAGAAGAAGAAGAGGACGAAGACGAAGAAGGUCCGUGGAUAUUGAUGAAAUGGGUGGCGAAAUCGAGCAGUCAGGGUGGUGGUGCUUCAGCUGGCGGGCCGGCUCCAUGACGGCCCACCAGAAGAAAUUCCCCAGCGCGACGGCGACCUGGGGAGCAGAGGUGGGUUUCACCAUGACUGUGGGCGACCCCACGGACUAUGAGGCAUGGCUCGAGGCUGCGGAAGGGGAGGAGCCGGCUGUCUUUGAGAUAGGAGUCACCCUGACUAUUGGCUAUGUUCCUAGUCUUCCGAGCGGGCAAGGAGUGCGGUCUGGCGUGUCAGUGGGUGGAGUCUUGGAGCUCAACACAGCUGGCCCUAAAGUGACCAUCACAAUGGGGCUUGGCACGAGCGCGGUGCAGGGUCAAGCCAGGGCGUCUGCAUGCAGCCCCAGGAAAGCGAGCAUUGGCCCCUUCAAAUGCCUAAAAAGUGUGGCUGCCGCGUUCACCCUCUUCUGCAAGGACUUCGACUUUUCGACCGGUGACAACGAUGCUCCGGACAAUGACCCAUGCGCCAAAGACGACAGAGUGUAUUCAGAGUUUGAGGAUGGGCGGCGGAGAAGCAGGAAGUAUGUGCGCCGGCGCCAGCACAGCAUGGAGGGGCAAGGUCAGACCACUGAGGAGUCGCAAAGCGAUUGCCGCGAGCGCUGCAAUAAUGUGGCGGGUUGCGCGCAUUACUCUUUCUGGCCACGUAAUGGUAAUUGUGAGCUCCAAUCCAGCAAUUCUGAGCUCACCCGGAGCUACAGAGGAGCAAAGACUGGUCCCCCAGUGUGCUGUGCCGUGUCCGGGGUUUGGUGGGCAGAGGAUGAGAACAGGCGCCGGCGAGCAAACUUAGAUGAAGACACACCAAAAGAUGUAACCAAGCACAUCAGAAGGCGGCGCGAUGGGGGGUCCGAGAGUACCUUAGAGAAAUGCCAAGAGCGAUGCCAAAACGUGGCCGAAUGUCAACAUUUCACCUACUGGUCAGAUGGCAAGUGCCGCUUUACAGGUUCGAGUGCCAAGAAGUAUUAUGGCCAUGGAGAAAGUCCCCAGGCAUCAGGGCCGAAGUAUUGCGAAGCAUGA